AUGCCCCACUCUGCUGUUUAUCAACAGUUGCCUCAAGACGUUGUAGAUGAAACUAUCGUCGAGGAACAAAACACCGAGGAUCAUGCCAAGGCUGCCCGCGGACGCAGUGCCCGGGCGCACAAACCAGGACAUAUAGACCUGCGAAAGUUGGAUAACGCAUUCAAAAGGUGGACAGAAUCUAUUGCACAGAAAGUUAAACGGAAGAAGAAAGUCGAAGACUACUCUCGCAAGGAGAUAUGGCAGAGUGUCUUUGAGCCUUGUGCGCCACCUUCUGCUGUUGGGAGCGGAAGUGAGUUCAUGGUCAAAACACUUGAUCACAAGCCUCUCAUGUCCCAGGCGACUUUCGACAAUUUAACACAAUCAGUGCGAAAUGCCAUAUCAGCUGGAAUUCACCCAAAGAUGAUCGUGAAAGGAUCUUCUGGAUCCUACUUUGCUCGUGCGAAAGUUGAUGGGAGAGUUCAGACAGUUGCUGUAUUCAAGCCCAAAGAUGAGGAACCUUAUGGGCGCUUGAACCCUAAAACUACUAAGUGGUUACAUCGGCAAUUUAGAUGGAUAAUUCCAUUCGGGCGGGCUUGUUUGAUACCCAAUCUCAGUUACAUCUCAGAGGCUGCAGGAUCCCUGCUUGACGAACGCCUUGGGCUUAAUAUUGUCCCUCGUACACAACUCGUCUCACUAUCUAGCCCUGCCUUCUUCUAUGAUUGGAUUGACAGAAGUGCAGCCAAGAAAGGUAAACCACUACCUGAAAAGAUAGGAAGCAUGCAGUAUUUCUUGCAUGGAUACACUGAUGCAUCAGAUUUCCUACGGAAGCACCCCUGGCCCGGCCGCUCUAUCGCAGACACAUUUGACGAUUCAUCGCACCGCAAAGGUCUCCCCACGAAACGAUUUCUUAGCGCGCUGAAAAUAAUAUGCGGAAGGACUGGCGACGAAGACAUAGACGAUGAGGACCCAGAGGAAGAACGUGCUCUUUUCGACGUUACUGAAGACAACGAAUCUGGACGUCCGUUCUAUUGGUCGCGAGCACUUCAACAAAGUUUUAGAGAAGAGCUAGAAAAGCUUGUGAUACUUGACUACCUGAUGCUAAAUACCGACCGUGGAGCUGAUAACUACAUGAUCAAAUACUGUGAAGGCAGCCACGAAAAGCUGGUUGAUGUUGCCCCUCAGCCUUCAGCUCACCCCCAGAUGCCACAGAUGCGCCGCGCUGAGACACAUUCUCCAUCCUCACAGUCUACCGUGACUUUCGCCAAUGUCAUCCCUCCAUCUCAAGCUAACGCUGCUUCGUCUGACUAUAUACGUCAGCCGCAUAUACAUAUUGCAGCCAUAGACAAUUCGCUCUCGUUCCCUCAUGAGCAUCCUCGAGGCUGGCGGUCGUAUACCUAUGGGUGGUUGUAUCUCCCUGUCAACUUGAUUGGGCGUCCUUUCAGUGAAAAGACGCGAGCGCAUUUCUUACCCCUCUUGACCUCUAAAACUUGGUGGGAGGAAACAACCUUCCAGCUUCGUAAACUCUUUGCAGUCGACCCUGACUUCCAUCCCAAAAUGUUCCAGAGACAACUAGCUGUCAUCAAAGGUCAAGCUUACAACAUUAUCGAGUCUUUGAAACAUGUGGAUGAAGGUCCGCUGGAGUUGACCCGUCGUACAAGAGCACUUGUUUGGGACGAUGAAAUUGAAAUCAUGGAAGAAGCACCUCGUCCUCCUGGUGUUGGUCUUUCACCUGCAUCACCACGCCCGUCCAUCAGCACCAUGCCAUUACCACGGCGUACACGCAGUCAAAGUUACUCUGCUGAGUUCCCUCCACCCGUCCGCCGGAGAUCAUCAGAAGCCGACCGCCCCGUUCCGUUCUCUGCCAAGUUUCAGAAGGUACACCCGGGUACGACAGGUGUCACGGUUCUUGAGCAUCUUGAACGCUUGGACGUUGUCGAAGCCGGGCUGCAACGGCUUGGCGUCGAAGAACCGGUCAUCGAGGAGGACGAAGAGGAAGAAGUCGAUGUUGGAAUGUCGUCUGCACCGCAACCGUCCCUUAUUCCCACUGGCGAUGCGCUCCCACCCGAUGAUCUAUCGGCUUCACAGCAACUCACCCCACCUGGUAGUCCGGGCGGGCUUACCUCUGUGACGGAGGUAUACUCACUCGCCAACUCUGUGACGGAGGAGGAUCUGGCAGUCAUGUCCAAGUCAAUGUCUCAUGUCGAGUCACCAUUCACACCUCAGCAUAAUAGGUGGAACAGCCAUGCUGGGCGGAUGUAUCACCAGCCCGACCAUAGCCUAGACUGGAUGAACGUCGACGAACUUGAACAGCAGAAGCGAACCGUUAUUGUCGAGCGAUUUGAGACGGUCGCUGCGAAACCUCUUCUCAGUUGCUGGUGA
Messenger RNA from Suillus subalutaceus, 2358 nucleotides. Its product is annotated as phosphatidylinositol 3 and 4-kinase-domain-containing protein. The coding region runs from base 1 to 2358 and encodes 785 amino acids. Gene Ontology annotation, cellular component: plasma membrane; trans-Golgi network; lysosomal membrane. The record is from RefSeq and is a predicted model, not a curated record. The transcript has 15 exons. Gene Ontology annotation, molecular function: 1-phosphatidylinositol 4-kinase activity. NCBI's taxonomy places the organism in Eukaryota, Fungi, Basidiomycota, Agaricomycetes, Boletales, Suillaceae. Gene Ontology annotation, biological process: endosome organization; phosphatidylinositol phosphate biosynthetic process; Golgi organization.